Molecule: messenger RNA, 9605 nt
Organism: Ictalurus furcatus (blue catfish)
Lineage: Eukaryota; Metazoa; Chordata; Actinopteri; Siluriformes; Ictaluridae
Gene: adcy1a
Product: adenylate cyclase 1a
Exons: 20
Coding region: 2745-6116 (1123 amino acids)
Biological process (GO): intracellular signal transduction; adenylate cyclase-activating G protein-coupled receptor signaling pathway; cAMP biosynthetic process
Cellular component (GO): plasma membrane
Molecular function (GO): adenylate cyclase activity
Source: RefSeq, a predicted model, not a curated record
AAUGGGCCACUAUAGGGGUUCUACCUGGGCCCUAGGUGGGCUAAUAUAACUUUUGUAAUUUUAUAUAUUUCAUUUUAACUGAGUGUCAGACAAUUUCAAAUGAAUAACUCAAGAAAUGAUUUAAUGAAUUCAUUCAUUUUUAGGUCAAAACCAGUGUCAGAUUUUACAUUUUAACUUUAAGAAAAAAGAUACAUUUGAAUUGAUAGAAUGUCAUCAGCACACUUAGGCAGCUAUCACAUUCACAGAGCACCCUAGGCAGCUCUAGGCAGCUCUAGGCAGCCCUAAGCAGCUUACACAGGCACAGAGCACCCUAGGCAGUCAUAGGCAGCUCUAGGCAGCUCUAGACAGCUCUAUACAGUCCUUUUUUUUUUUUUUUUUUUUUUUUACUGCUGUGAUUGUGGUGGCGGAGGUGUGGUUGAACGUCAGCUGGUAGCCCGAAUUUCUUGUGUGUGUCUGAGAGAGUGACGAUCAGCACAUAGAUGUGUGUCAUUAAAUGGGUCUGCUGUAAAGUGAAAGUAAAAAUGGAGAGAAAUGGGUAAAAGAGACCUUAUUUAGGUGUGCAAUUGCAUACUUUGUACGUACUUUGUCUAGCAUCUGCUUUGUGUUAACAUUUUUACCGGACAUUAAAUUUUUGAUGAACACCUUUGGGAUGAAUUGGGAUGCCAACUGUGAACCAGGCCUUCUCACUUCAUAUCACUGCCGGACCUCACUAAGGCUUUUGUGGCUGAAUGAUCACAAAACCUCACGGCCAUGCUCCAAAGUCUAGUGGACAGCCUUUCCAGAAGAGUGGAGGUUAUUAUAACAGCAAAGAGGGGACUAAAUCUGUGUUAAUGCCCAUGGUUUUAGAAUGGGCACAUGUGGAUGUGAUGGCCAGGUGUCUACAUACACUACUGUAUAUGUGGACACCUUACCAUCACACUCCCAUGUAUUUGUAAAAAAUCCCAUUCCACAUUUAGUCCCCCUCUGUGGUUAUAAUAAACUCCACUCUUCUGGGAAGGCUUUCCAUUAGAUUUUGGAGCGUGGCUGUGAGAGUUUGUGUUCAUUCAGCUACAAGAGCAUUAGAGGUAUCAGGCACUGAUGUUGGGUGAGGAGGUCUGGGGUGCAUUCAGUGCUCCAGUUCAUCCCAAAUGUGUUCAGUGGGGUUGAGGUCAGGGCUGUGUGCAGGACACUCUCGAGUUCUUCCACUCCAACCUCGGCAAACCAUGUCUUCAUGGAGCUCGUUUUGUGUACAGGGGCAUUGUCAUGCUCAACAUGUUUAGGCCUCAGUUCCAGUGAUGGUAAAUUGUAAUGCUACAGCAUACAGAGACAUGCUUAUACUAGAGUGCUUCCAACUUUGUGGAAACAGUUUGGGGAAGAACCACAUAUGGGUGUGAUGGUCAGAUGUCCACAUAAAGUUGCCCAUACAUUGUGUAUUGUGACAUGGAGUCAGUUUUGCAAGCAAUCCCUGCCGUGACUCUUUAAGCUUUUCCCCCAGUGAACAUGUAAUUACAUCAUGACCUGACCAUAAAAAGUCAGGUUUGAUCAUUGCAACUGAGAGGUACAGGAAAGUUGAUUUUAUUUAUUUAUUUUAUUUUAUUUUUUUUACUGUCAAGUUAACUGAAAAACAAAGAUUCGUUACUAACCCUUUAGUUUGAUGAUAUUUUAAUACACUUUUUGAGACCUGGAGCUUGCUAUAAAGGACUGGAUGACUGUUGAUUAUUUUUUAUGCUACUUAAAGGCUCUUUUCUGGAUGAGUAAUAGGAUUUGAAUCACCCCCUUUGGUGGACCCAUUAAGGCGAGCUCAGUGAAAAGUAGUGCAGCGCAUGCGCUUGUUCAAUCUCAAAAUACCUAAUUAAAAAAAACAUCCACUCAGUCGCUCGUCGAUGAUAAUCAAUGUGGAGACAGAUGUGCGCGAAUAGAAGAUGAAUGCGAUGAGUGAUCCAAACCACCUGCUCCUUCACCGGAUCGGUGGCGGAGCGCGCGCGGCUCGGGUUCAAACGGCGCUCCGAACAAAUGCUGGAAUUAAAGCGCUUCAUUAAAAGGCCACCUCUCAUCAUCAGCGCACGUUUCUAUUUAUAACACCGGGCUGCAUCCAGUCCGCGCGGCGGGGAAAAUCUCCCCGGUUAUUUCUGUCUGUUUCAUCUCUUGUCUCACGCACUCACAUCAAAACAAAUUCAAAACACCACUUGAUUUGCCCCAUUUUUCAUCUCAAUUUAUGAUUAUUUUUAUUAAGGGUUGAGGUGGAAGCAUUUUUCAUGUUUAUAUUUCUAGCACAUGCAGCUGUCAAAACUGAUGUCCUUGUUUUGUGUGUGUGUGCGUGUGUGUGUGUAUGUGGCGGUUUUGGAUCGGGAGACGUGCCUCGCGUCUCAAGCCGAAGUCGCACAUGCGCAGUUUGCGCAGAGCGCGGGGACAACACGUAGCCUUGGCAACGUAGAGAGGGGGAGUCCCGGCAACGAGCCGUCAACACUCACCUCGUUUAGGGCCCGAGCACGCAGCUCGCGCUCCGGGCGCCCUGUUUCCCCGGAAGACCAGCUCGACAAGGGCGGGAGCGAGAAGAAAAGCGGAGGCGGGCUGCUGCCGGGCUCGUGCGCGCGCUCCGGGCUCGCCGGCUUGUGGGUAGGCAGCGGCAGCGCGCGUCGCACGUCAGAGCUGGGCUUUACGCUCGCAGACGUCCUCGAGCUGCGUCGGGGUGCGAAUACUGCGGGACGGUCUGUGCAGAGCUUCGUUUUACCUAUGCGCACGGAUCAGGUGAGGAGGAAGAUCGGAUGAAUGGCCUCGCUAUGGAGGAAGUGCCGGUUUCUCGAGUCCAAGCGCGGCGCAGAAAGAGGCGCCUGCCCAGGACGCCGCUCGCAGGUAUUCCAUGCGAGGACGAGUUCGACUGCAAGGAGCUAGAGAGCCUUUUUCAGAAGUACAAUCUGAAACUCGAGCAGACCGCAACGCUGAAAGCGCUGGCCGUGCUCAUCCUCGCUGCGUCCGCACUCGCGCUGGUCGAGCUGCUGUCCGCUGGCUCGCGCUUCACCGUCUCCAAGGGCUCGCACCCGGUGCACUGCGUCAUCUUCACCUCGCUCUUCAUUGUCACCAACGUCAAGUACCUGCAGGUGACGCAGCUGCAACAGAUCGCCAGGCUCGCGCUGCUCUUCAGCUUCACGUUCGCGCUGCUCUGCUGCCCGUUUCCGCUCGCUCUCGGGCCUGGCACGCAGCAAGGCGCGCACGGCGCACACGGACCCGACGCGGCCGCUACUGCACCUGAGCAAGGUGUGUGGCAACUGAUGCUCGUCACAUUCGUCGCUUACUCCCUGCUGCCGGUGCGGACUCACUUAGCCGUCGUGUUCGGCGUGCUGGUCGCUGCAUCCCAUUUUAUCGUGACUGCCACGUCUCUAACUACCCUCAGACCGCGCGUCUGGAGUCCGCUGGUGGCAAAUGCAGUGCUGCUGAUUGGUGUGAACCUGUCGGGUGUAUUUGUUCGAGUCCUUACUGAGCGUGCCCAGAGGAAGGCCUUUCUGCAAGCUAGGAGCUGCAUCCAGGAACGCCUGCAGCUGGAAGACGAAAAUGAAAAACAGGAACGCCUUCUAAUGAGUCUGCUACCCAGAAACGUUGCCAUGGAGAUGAAGGAGGACUUCCUCAAACCACCAGAAAGAAUCUUCCACAAGAUCUACAUACAACGUCAUGACAAUGUGAGUAUCCUGUUUGCAGACAUUGUUGGGUUCACCAGUUUGGCUUCUCAAUGCACAGCUCAGGAGCUGGUCAAGUUGUUGAACGAACUCUUCGGGAAGUUUGACGAGCUCGCCACAGAGAAUCACUGCAGGAGGAUAAAGAUCCUGGGGGACUGUUAUUACUGUGUGUCUGGUCUGACCCAGCCCAAAGCUGACCAUGCACACUGCUGUGUGGAAAUGGGACUCGACAUGAUUGACACCAUCACGUCUGUUGCAGAGGCGACGGAGGUGGAUCUGAACAUGCGUGUGGGAUUGCACACAGGUCGUGUGCUGUGUGGGGUUCUGGGAUUAAGGAAGUGGCAGUAUGAUGUCUGGUCCAAUGAUGUCACUCUGGCAAACAUGAUGGAGGCAGGAGGACUUCCGGGUAAGGUUCAUAUCACUAAAGCCACUUUGGAAUGUCUGAAUGGAGAUUACGAGGUGGAGCCAGGCUAUGGGCACGAGAGACACGCUUUCCUCAGCAAACACGCCAUCGAGACCUUUUUUAUUGUGCCCUCUCACAGACGCAAGAUUUUCCCUGGCUUGAUUCUGUCUGAUAUAAAGCCAGCAAAGAAGAUGAAGUUUAAGACGGUCUGCUACCUUCUCGUGCAGCUCAUGCACUGCAGGAAAAUGUUUAAGGCUGAGAUUCCUUUCUCCAAUGUCAUGACCUGCGAAGACGAUGAUAAGAGGCGAGCUCUACGCACAGCAUCAGAGAAGCUACGCAACCGCACGUCCUUCUCGGGAGUAGCGCAUAACUCACCCGGCACACGUGUGAACCGCUACAUCGGAAGACUGAUUGAAGCUCGGCAAACCGAAUCGGAAACAGCAGAUCUCAAUUACAUCACUCUGACCUACAGGAGCAGAGAACGAGAGAGAACGUAUCAGCAGGUGUAUGAUGAUGGCUUUAUCAAUGCUGUGGUGUUCUCUCUCCUCCUCACUUCACUCUUCGCUCUCAUCUAUUUUCUAAUUAUCCCUCAAGGUCUGGUGAUCGUUAUUUUGCUGGUUAUUUGUAUCUGUUUUCAUAUGGCAAGUGUAAUGUAUCUUCACCUCACUCACAUGCAGUGCUCUCCGGACUGUCUUACUCUGCAGAUCAGGACGGUUCUGUGUGGCUUUCUGGUCCUUCUGACGUAUUCCGUGACCCAGGGCUGUGUAGUGGCGUGCAUGCCAUGGUCAUGGGAGGGCAACUCCAGCGUCUCCAUUUUCAGGGUUGUCAUAGUGAACAGCACGGCAGUGGGUACAGGUGUGUGUAAAUACACUCCAUACGUGUUCCUAUCUUGCGUGAUGGCAUCACUGUCUGUGGCUCUAUACCUGCGCGUGUCAUCACUACCCAAGAUUCUCUUACUUCUCCUCCUCAACGUCCUCCAUACCGUUGUCAUGGAGACCAGCGGCUACCGGCAAGCUGUGGGAGGAGGGUUCUUUCACACACAUGGGUAUGAUCCGGUUCUGGCGAUGCUCCUCUUCUCUGGUGCAAUGAUACUCCACUGCAGGCAACAGGACCUCAAACUCAGACUUGACUACCUGUGGGCCACACAGGCUGAAGAGGAAAGAGAUGACAUGGAGAAAGUCAAACUGGACAAUAAGAGGAUUCUGUUUAACUUGCUCCCUGCCCAUGUGGCCCAGCACUUUCUCCUGUCCAACCCACGCAACAUGGACCUGUACUAUCAGUCCUACUCUCAGGUGGGCGUCCUGUUCGCCUCCAUCCCAAACUUCAAUGACUUCUACAUUGAGCUGGAUGGAAACAAUAUGGGUGUAGAGUGUUUGCGGCUCCUCAAUGAGAUCAUUGCAGACUUUGAUGCACUGCUGGAUAAGGAGUGCUAUAAGGACAUUGAGAAGAUUAAAACUAUAGGCAGCACUUACAUGGCAGCAGUGGGCCUUGUUCCGACCACUGGAUCUAAGGCCAAGAAGUCCAUUUCUGAACAUUUACGUACAGUGGCAGACUUCGCUAUACAGAUGUUCAGAGUUCUCGACGCGAUAAACUACCAGUCAUACAAUGACUUUGUGCUUCGAGUGGGUAUUAAUGUAGGUCCAGUGGUUGCAGGAGUUAUUGGUGCUCGUAGGCCUCAGUAUGACAUCUGGGGGAACACAGUGAAUGUGGCCAGCAGGAUGGACAGCACUGGAGUACAAGGCAAAAUCCAGGUGACUGAAGACGUCUUCCGGCUCCUCUCUGGCCAUUACCGCUUCCUAUGCCGUGGUCAGGUCAGUGUGAAAGGAAAAGGUCAAAUGCUCACCUACUUCCUAGAGAGUUGGUCUCAUGAAGGCCCUCUCCAAUCGUGCUCCCAGAGCUUGGAGCGCAGAGGAAGCCCAUGCAUCCAGACAAAGUUGAGCCACGCCCCCACUGCGACUAGUUAUGGGGUCAAAACACAGAAUGUUGGCCCUGGUCCCACCUCCUCCAACAACAGCAUUCUCUACCUGCCCUCCAUCUCUGUCGACGUGGAGAUGGAGGUGUGACUGAUGAGGAGGCACUUUCUAUGGCAAACAACCUGUUAGUGAAUCAAGGGGGAGUGAGACGUGACGGACUGAGGGGAUGAUGGAGGACACAGAAGAACACACUCGCAUCGAGAAAGCAACGGGAGAGACACAUGACUGAGAUUAAAGCAGUCUUCGCUGUCCACAGGGUGACCGUGAUGUUUAUGAGAGAUGAGACAUUUAGAUCUCUCAUGCAGAGAAUAACUCUCCUCCCCACACACAUGCAAACAUAAUGAGCAGGUUUGUUUAUUUGUGUGUGUAUGUUUGUGUGUGUGCAUGUGCACGUGUGUGGGUGUUCGUUUUAAUGAGUCUUCCUCAGUCCAGCUAGAUAUCAGGGGCUCCUAAAGAGGAGCAUGUGUUUUACAGUAAUGGCAGCUUCACACCAACAAAGGAGCCGCACACACUCCUGUGUGUGAGUUUGUGUGUGUUUGUGUGUGUGUGUGUGUGUGUGUGUGUGUUUAUUUGCCUAUGAAAAUAAGCAUGUGUAUGCAGUGGGGACCAAACAUUUAUCAUUUAAACAGCGCUGUAUUUUACAUUUGUGUGUGUUUGAGUUCAUGUGUGAAGAACUUCACAGAAAGAGUAUUUAUGAGAAACCAGUCAAUGCCCAUGGCGGGACGAGAAAACAAAAAUCCCAUCGGUGUUCUGUUUAGUCAGUGGGAAGUUUCUGAAAACCUGGGGCAAUUCACAGCCUGUAUUGAUGUACAGAAAACUGAAUCUCGUAUCCUUCAAAGUAUUUCUUCUUGUUGCCUUUAUGAGCGAAUUGACUGAGUGAACUGACUAUACAUUAUAUCCAGAUGCUAAAAUCUUGUAAAUAUAUAUAGUCCUGUUAUCAUUAACAAUGAGAUAAGCCGUGAGUUCCAAACACCAGUAAAGUAAAGCUGCUAACGCUUACACACUGGUGCUUUGAGUAGGAACAUUCUUGACGUCAGUGCACACUUCCUGCUGCUCUUUGACCUUUUACUAUGAUGGAGAUGCCGUUUCUGGCACAAACACAUAUACAGAACAAGCCUUUGUCUUGAAUAUACAACUCACACACACUAAAGGUGAACGUGUGUUCCUAGAAUUCACAAACAGUACCUGUGAAAUCAACAUGUAAAGCAGUGGCUUAGAUGUUCAUGAAGACUGAAAUGUACUAUAUCCGCUGCAGGAAACUUAAGUGUCCACUUGGGAUAAUGAGCAUCUUUGUAGAAGUUUGAAAAUAGCUCACAUGGCUUGUUCUUAUUUGUGGAAACAUUUGUGAUAUUUGCUCUAUUCAGAGUUUCUAAGUAGGCUAACACUCAACUGGGUUUUGCUAGUGCUGGUGGCAAGAGGAUUUUACCUUGUGCUUGCACAAGUAGGAGUGCUAGCACAGGAUAAAACCUCUGUUCUAUUUAAAUGGCACAGUCAGCAGAUGGCUGCUGUCAUAUAUGCUCAAAAUAUAUAUGGAUCUUCAUGCAUUGAGAAUAAAAAGGGCCUCGGAUGUCUUGGUUUUGUGGUCACAAAGUGUAUUUGAUCUGAUCGGUUAGUCUCUCGUAUUUAUUUGAUAGUUUUUCAUUUCUUGGUGAAAUACUACUGUAACUGAUAUUUCUCCAAAUAUGCCUAGGGAAUGAAGUUGGCUUCAAGCUUGCCGUUCUGCAUGUCCCUCUUCGCAUGCCACAGUUCUACCUUGUCUUGUUCUUUUUGCUAAGUGCAAUGUGACUCUAAUGCAUGACUAAUGCAAAAAAACCUGAACAAAAAGGGUGAAACGUGUAAUGGGUAAUAUUUAGAAAAGACUUUUAGUUGCACUGCAUGAAUGUAGAACAGUGGCCUUUUGUUCAUUUUUACGGUGUUUCUGGUCUCAAACCUUUAUCGACAGCUUGUUUGCUUUUUUCUCCAUGCAUGGUGCUGUGAAGUGUUGGAGAAAGCUUGGGAGUUUUGUAGCAUCGCUCUUGAGGUGACUGCCUUCUAUCCAGGGGUUGUUGGUUUGGGUGUAUUCCUUUGUGCCAACACAUUUUGUUACCAACAUAUCAAUUCCAGUGUUCUAUUGUAGCACAAUUUUGUGAUAUUGUGUUUGAUUCUACUUUUUAAAAAUAAUCUAGAGUUUUAUAUGCACUGGAUCCAUCAAGGGUACAGUUUUGGCUUCCUGUAAAACUUUGGGGUUGGAUGUUUCAAUGUUGGAUGUCUUCUCCUUGGUUUUGGAGAAGUAUAUUUUAUUGAAUAUCCAUUAGGCCUGGGUAAUGCAUUCUUAGCUAUUUAGUGACAUAAAAUAAAGCUCUCUAAGCUUGAAAUUGGACACAAAAUUAUGAUUAUGAAAAAUCUGUUCACCCCAAAAGUGAUGGUUAUAGUAUGGGAAUGGGAAAUUUCAUCUUUCUAUACAAUAAAUGUAUAUGAAAACCAUUAUAGAAAAGCCAAACUCUUCAUUUUAUCUCUGAAUUAUGCCUAGAUCAGAGUUUAUGAUUAAACAAAUGUAGCCACAUGAAAAAUGAUCUAUUUUCUAUAUACAAAAUACAGUGGCCUAAUACAUCGCCAUUCUAAAUAUUACAACUUUAAUAAUGCAUAAAAUGUUCACAGUAAAUACACUAGAUUUUCAUGUUAAUUAGAUAUUUUCAUAAAUGAUACGGGUUUAAAAUAUUACAUGUAUGAAAUCUACUGCAGAGUAAAUUGAAAGUAUUUUACUUAUAACCUUAAAUAUAUGUGCUAUUUUUUGGGGUUGCAAUGUAUUGAUUGCAAUAUUGAUAUAUGUGAAUGUAAAUUUCAUAUUGAGAUCUUUUAUACCUGUGUUUGCACUGUUCUGGAAUAAAAUGACAAUGAGAGACAGAGCUGGAACUGACAUAGUGUUGGGUGUUUCUGUAUGUCAUGUGUCACUGAGUCAUUGCACCCUGUUUGUGUGGUAAUGGCUGUGUCCUUGAGUCAGUUGUAUGUGAUUGUAAAGGUGACCAUUGGACCUCAGGAAAAACAAGUUGAGCAAAACAAGUGUCAUUUACUAUCCCUGAUUCUAUCACUGCAUCCAGCAAAAAAACAUAAAACUAUUUAUAGUUGUACGUUGAAAUCUGAUCUCAUAUCUCAGCAUGAUUGCACCUUUACAAAAACUAAAUAUGCUGCAUAAAGUGAAGCUAUUGACAUUGAAUUUCUGCCACAUGCCCAGUGUAAAUUGUAAUUUGUACAGCACUUGCAACCCACAGAGCUAAUACAAGGUUUCUCAGUGAAACAUUGCCCAUUGAGCAUCACACUGACUCCGCCAUCUUUCCAUCUUCCCAUAGUGCAUCCUGGUGCCAUCUCUUCACCAAGUAAGCGACACACAUACACACACACACACACACACACAGACAGACAGACAUCCAGAUGAUGUAAAAGAAAAUGUGAUUCAUCAGACCAGGCCACCUUCUUCCAUCACUCCAUGGUCCAGUUCUAAUGCUCACGUGUCCAUUGUAGUUGAUUUCGGUGAUGGACAGGGGUCAGCCUGGGUACUCUGACCAAUCUGCAGCUACGCAGCCCCAUACACAGCAAGCUGUG